Colletes gigas is the source of this 2753-nucleotide messenger RNA. It is a transcript of the gene btz, whose product is annotated as protein CASC3-like. The transcript has 8 exons. NCBI's taxonomy places the organism in Eukaryota, Metazoa, Arthropoda, Insecta, Hymenoptera, Colletidae. Gene Ontology annotation, molecular function: mRNA binding. Gene Ontology annotation, biological process: mRNA processing. The record is from RefSeq and is a predicted model, not a curated record. Gene Ontology annotation, cellular component: exon-exon junction complex. Bases 369 to 2753 code for a protein of 794 amino acids.
UUUGAUCGAGUAUCGUAAUCGGUAUAUACAGUACGCUCCAGGAGGUCGGACCAGCCUGGUGUUCGAAAGUUCAUAGAACCGCCAUUGCUAACGAGUAUCAAUCUGACAGCGCGAUCCGACGAAAUCGUUUCUACCAGAAAAGUUUCACGAAACCUGGUGUGCCUUCUCGAUAGUAUGAUAGUCUAGUCCGUGAUUCGUGACCGAGAAUCGUGAUCGAGGACUCGUCCAAGUAGAAACAGGCACAAAGUCACAAACUAGUUCGACCUUAAAAGUCAUCCGCCGUUGGUUGUUCUGUUCGCGUUCUUGCGAAAAGAAACCCAAGAUAAUUCGGGAACGUGCAGGAACGUCCGCCUUCCGGUCGAAUUAACAUGUCGGACACGAGACGUCGUCGAAAAUCUAAUCAGUCGUGCGGUUCCGACGACCUCUCGGACUCUUGCGAGGAGUUGAACACAACGAAGGAGAUCCAGAGCAGUGAACAAACUGAUGGACACCAAGAUUCAGAAUGUGAUAUUUACCCAUCAGAUUCUGAUGUUGAAUCUCAAGAUGGUGCACUAAGAGAAAGUGGAGAUGGCCAAGAAGAAGAGAAACCUCAAAAAAAAUUAGAUGAUGAUGAAGACAGACGCAAUCCACAAUAUAUUCCUAAAAGAGGAACUUUUUAUGAGCAUGAUGAUAGAACAGCAGAUGAAGUGACAGAUAAUAAUGCAGAGCCACAAAAUGAGAGAGAAACCAAAGAGAAGAAAGUAUGGAAAGACAAAGAAGAUAGAUGGGAUCAUGAUAGAUACAAUGAUGAAGAACAGGCACCAAAGAGCCAUGAAGAAUUGAUAGCAGUUUAUGGGUAUGAUAUAAGGAAUGAAGAAGGUCCACCCAGAGCUAGAAGAAGAAGAAGAUAUGGACGUGGCCCUAAUAAAUAUACGCGUAAUUGGGAAGAUGAAGAUGCAUAUGGGAAACCAGGAACUAAUGUUGCCGUUAGAAAUAAACGGUUUAGUAGAAGUGGUGAAGAUUUCCCUGCUUUAGGAACUAAUAAAAAUUCUUCCCCACAAGUAGAAGAACCGGUAAUCUCAUCUGCUUGGUACAGUAGUAAAAAUAAAUCACAGAAUAAAGUACAGAACUUUCCACCUCUACAAACUCAGGGUGAUAGCCCAAAAACGAAAUCUAGCAGCACGUCUAAUGUUCACACAAACGAAAAUAAGGCUCCCAAUGAACCCACAAACCCAGCCUGGAAAAAGGACACGAAGCAUACAUCCCAUACUCAAAGUAGCAACGGAAAUAGCGGCGCUGGUGGUGAUGCAGAUAAGUUGGUCAAUGCAAAAACAUCUCCAAGAGAUAAUAACAAGAGGAACGUCCAAGAGUCUGUAAGCUUGGCAGCAAGUAGAACUCGCGGGCGAGGAAUGAGGAUAAACGUUAAUAACAAUAUGGUCACUAAUAGAAUGGUUGAGAGUAAACCAAAGGGACACGGAGCGGGUCCGAUCACCACCGAGAAUAAGAGAAAUAGUACUAUACAGAACGACGAUGAACAACAAAUUACAAAUGACAUGAAACGCGUUAGUGUUAGCGAUGGUACACAGUAUCAUCAAAGUGGAAGACACAAUAAGAACUUCUAUGGACAGUCGUCCAAUCAACAGAGAUCUAACGCAGUACCUCCGAGAAUGCAACAGCAGUCUCAUACGCAACAACCACAACAAUCGCAACAGCAACAAUCGAUUCAGCAGCAAGAUGGUUCAGCUAAUAGACCGAGACGAUAUUCCAGUUUGCGGCAACGUCCUACUGUGUCCGAUACUCCGGGACAACAGACUUAUCCACCGCAACAUGGACAACACGGACAACAUGGUCAACAUGGAUAUUUUCCUCCUCAAGCUGGAAAUUCAAGAGCUGUUUUAGAGUCACAAGGAUAUCCACCAGGUCAUUUUGAGCAGACUACCCCUGUUGCUACCGCAGCAACACCUAUGGCUGGACAACCUGUUAUUCCUUUGCCACCCAAUGGCCAACCUGCUAGUUAUGCUCCACCGCCAUUUUUGGUACCGCCGCCGCAGUUUAUUUCCCCGCAAACUGCUCCGCCUAGUAUAAUUAAUUAUGUUUCCGGCCCGAAUGGACCAGCAUUUCAACCAAAUUAUCAAGGUUAUCAAGGAUAUAGCCCGCCGGUGCAGCCUCAGCGUCCCCCACCGCCGCAAGAAUUAUUCCAACCGCAAGGUUGUACUUACUAUAGUCCAGCGCAGCAGCAACAACAGCAACAACAAUCGGCGCCAAUGAGACGGCCGAAAGCAGCUAUUCCAAUUCUCCCACCACCGGACAAUCAACAUCAGGGCAGUAGAGGGAGAGGAAGAAGUACACAGCAACAACAAACGAGUCAACCCGGUAAUAUGCAACAGAUUGAACUAGAGGUCAAGGACAAUUUGUUUGAAGAUGAACAGAAUAUUGUACCAGAGCCGUUUGAUAGUACGCCAAUCGAGGAGACUGUGCAGAUUCAGGAAAUGCAGAAAAAUGAAGAUUUAAGUGCAAUAACGGAUACUGUGGUUGAGGAUGAAGGAAAGAAUGUUAAAGACAUUGAUAUUGAUACAGCGGUGGACUCGCAAAUUAUUACGUCGGACCCCAUAAAUGAAAUAAGUGCUGACGAUUCGAUAAAGGUCACUAUAGAUGAUCAUAAUAUCAUUCCUCUGAAAUCUCUGGAGACAGUCGUGGAAAAGACUGAGAAUGAUUUGAGCGUAAUUGAAAACACUACAUCCGAAAGCACAGUAAUCGAAGAAGCAGCAGCUUAA